AUGGCGUCGCCACAGGACGACCAUGUGUUCGAGAAGCUGAAGCAAAAAGUCGACCCGGCCGAGCUUCAGCAGCGCCAAAGAGAGAUCAACGAGCGCAUCGCCGCCCAGUAUGAGAGGGCAGUGGCUCGCCAGGCCGAUUUGGUCGGCUCCAAUUUCACGCUGCCCGUGACCGUGUCGUCCGUCCGUGUGCUCCACGCGAAGCACACCCGCCACGCCUUCCUCGAGCGCGUCUUCAGUCCUCUGCUCAAUGCCAACAAGGAGCCGUCGUACACGUUGGAGGAUGCGCUCGCCGACAUUGGCGGCGCCGUCAACAAGCUCGAGAGAUUCGACAUCUUCAAGUCGCCCAUCUCGGUGUACGUUGACAGGCCUGACAAGUCCAACCCUAGCACUACUCCGACCGACAUCGACGUCUACCUCCACGCGCGCGAGCGCUCUCGCUACACCAUCAAGACCGGAACAGAGGCCGGCUCUGCCGAGGGCUCCGCUUAUGCGAGCGCCCAACUGCGCAAUCUGUUCGGCGGUGCCGAGUCGCUGAACGCCCACGCAUCGGCUGGCACGCGUACCCGGUCGGCCUACUCGGCUUAUUUCGACACUCCAAUCCUCAGCAACCCGGAUCUGCGCUGGGAGAUUGGCGGUCUUGCGAGCUCGACGUUGAAGAGCUGGGCCAGCCACGAAGAGGUGCUCAAGGGUGGAUCGACCAAGCUCAAGUGGCAAAGCUCCGGUGGCCACCGUCACGAACUCGCCUACUCGGGCUUCUGGAGACAGAUUACUGGUCUUGCCGCUACUGCUUCGCCUACCGUCCGUGCUGAUGCAGGAGACUCGUUCAAGUCAAGCAUAUCGCACACGUAUACGCUCGACCGCCGCGACUUCCCGCUCCUUCCUUCGCGUGGCUAUCUCCUCAAGACGGUGGCCGAACUCGCCGGUGGCCCGCUCAAGGGCGAUGUCGGGUUCGGUAAAUUGGAGCUUGAGUCUCAGGCCGCUCUGCCCUUCCCCCCGAUUCCCGGUGUCGCACUCACUACUAGCUUCCGGGCCGGUCUGCUCCAUCCGUUCGUCGACGGCACGGGCAAGCCGACUCCCUCCCGGAUCAACGAUCGCUUCCAGCUGGGCGGCCCUACCGAUGUCCGGGGAUUCCGGCUCGCAGGUCUCGGUCCCCGUGACGGACCGGAUGCGGUUGGUGGCGAUGUCUUCGCUGCGGGUAGUGCAAGCCUCAUGCUGCCGCUGCCGCGCGUUGGCGCUGAGACGCCACUCCGCCUCCAAGCCUUUGUCAAUGCCGGACGCCUACUCGCUCUGAAGGAGAGGAGAGACAGCGAAGGAAAUGCCGAUGCGAAGGAAAGCUUGAAGGCGACGCUGGAGGAGCUUAAGAACGGCCUUCCAAGCGCCGCAGCCGGCAUCGGGCUGGUGUACGCGCACCCGGUAGCAAGGUUCGAGGUCAACUUCUCACUGCCGUUGGUGCUGCGCAAGGGCGAGCAGGGAAGGAAAGGAGUGCACUUUGGCGUUGGAAUCGAGUUCAUGUAG
Lasiodiplodia theobromae is the source of this 1515-nucleotide messenger RNA. Its product is annotated as Outer membrane protein. The transcript has 4 exons. The record is from RefSeq and is a predicted model, not a curated record. Gene Ontology annotation, cellular component: SAM complex; outer membrane. The coding region runs from base 1 to 1515 and encodes 504 amino acids. Gene Ontology annotation, biological process: protein insertion into mitochondrial outer membrane. NCBI's taxonomy places the organism in Eukaryota, Fungi, Ascomycota, Dothideomycetes, Botryosphaeriales, Botryosphaeriaceae.